CCUCUCUCUGACUUGUUCUUCCUCAAUCUCCGUUUCAGAUUUUUUGCCUUCUCUCAGUUCCUCUUUUCUCUCUUCCUCUCUCACUUUUAAGCCAAAGAAAACGAUUUUAUUAUUCCACUCUGUCACUUUCUUCAUCCAAAAUUUUUAUUUUCCAUCAGCAAUGCCUGCAACAGAUAAUCAAGGUUCAUUUCUGAAUCGAAUCAGUAUCCGUCGAAACCAAGUGGUUUCGAUGGAUGGUAACCAUGAACAAGAGCUGGAGGACCUCGAGCUUUUUCAGAAACAUGUGGCGAAUAGGUUCGCCGAUCUGUUGUCUCAAUCCGAGGACACUUUAGGUGAUGGGCUCCUAUCCAUCUCGUGGCUACGCAAACUCCUCGACGUGUUUCUGUGCUGCGAGGCUGAGUACAAGGCCAUUUUGUUAUUGGGUCGGGACCCUUCUCAGAUUUCGAAGCCCCCACUUGAUAAACUCGUCCCUGAGUUCCACGAUCGAGUGGUGAAAGCUCUCGAUAUUUGUAAUGCUGUGUCUCAUGCUGUCGAGACCGUGAGGAAUUACCAGAAGCUGGCUGAGAUUGCUGUGGCCGCGUUGGAGCAGAGGCCAAUUGGAGAUGGACAGGUUCGUCGAGCGAAGAAGGCUUUGAAUUCUCUGAUGAUAUUGCUCGAAGAAAAAGAGGGCAGCAACCAUAAAUGGACGAAGUUCUUAAGCAAUAAAAAACCCUAA
Quercus robur (English oak) is the source of this 715-nucleotide messenger RNA. Its product is annotated as protein ROH1-like. Lineage: Eukaryota; Viridiplantae; Streptophyta; Magnoliopsida; Fagales; Fagaceae. Bases 161 to 715 code for a protein of 184 amino acids. The record is from RefSeq and is a predicted model, not a curated record. The transcript has a single exon.